This is a messenger RNA of Asterias rubens (European starfish), 3554 nucleotides long. Its product is annotated as zinc finger protein 761-like. Lineage: Eukaryota; Metazoa; Echinodermata; Asteroidea; Forcipulatida; Asteriidae. Bases 318 to 2897 code for a protein of 859 amino acids. The transcript is spliced from 4 exons. The record is from RefSeq and is a predicted model, not a curated record.
ACCAAACAAACACUCAAACAAACAACAAGCAUACUGUCACACUCUACCCGCGGCUCAACAAAUAAAAAAAUAUGCCAAAAGAAAAAGAACGCAGUUUAGUUUUUAAUUAUUUCCUUUUGUAUAAACAGCAACAUAAAUCGAGAUAGAAAAAUGUGUAGCGCCCUCAACGUUCAUUAGAAUAAUGAGCAAAGUGUCAUGGCGGCUUUUGAAGAAUGAAAAUUUGUUUCCCAGCGUGAAAAUUAAUUUGAGGUUUGGAAGCCUGGUGAAGACUGUCACUUUCCAGAACUGUUUGGGAAAAAAACCUUUGACACAAAGUCAUGAUGGAUCCGGACCUAGAUGAGAUGGACUUCAGCUUCUCUUGUAAUAAGUGCAGUUUCACCACCAAGGACAUGGUAGAGAUCAAGAAGCAUAUGUUUGGUCACAAGAAUCAUGGGAAAGAUCUAAGUCAGAAGGUGGCAGAAGCAGGAUCAAGCCAAACUGAUGCAUCACUCAACAACUCGGCAGUAGAGUCUCAAGAUCAAGACAAAACCACACCUCCCAGUAAAGACAAACCGGAGAAAAAAACAUCUCAAAGCGAGCCGAUCAAUUUACCCAAAGACACGCCCACGUCCCCAUCACCAACUCAACAGACUCUGAGUGACAGCGUCGAGACGUCAUCUCCACCUGAAUUGAGCGAUGGUGAUAGUCUUGAGCUACCAGCCGCUCAAGACGAAAUUUCGAGGAAGCUGAUUGAAGGAGGAGUAACAAUUGAAGGUGUACAAGCUGCUCUUGGGAUCCCCACGAAGGGGUUUCAGCCAACUGGAUCAGGCAGUAAGGAAACAGGCGCUACAACUCAAGAGACGGGCCCAGACACCAUCGCUAACCGCAUCCACUCGCGUCAUCGCGAGAGACCAACCCCUAAGAAGUCGCAAGACAUCCCGGAAGAUGACGAUGCUGAUUUCAUCCCGUACAAACCCGCAAAGCGUGUUGUAUCACGGAUGAAGCGAAAGCAACGCGGCAACACGUCAGCUCUUAAAAAGCUGCAAGUAAAGUUCAAAGCCCGGGCUGAGAGGUCGGCGAAUGCAUUUAAAUGUGAGCAUUGCCACUUUGUCUGUAAGUUCAAACAGAUACUGACGGCCCAUAAGAGGGGGGCGCAUCCAGAGAUAUAUCUGAAGGAGCAGGAAAAGACAAGGGAUGAGGGAGAUGGUCAAGAUGGGGAAGAGGAGGAAAAUGGAGACAAUGAGUUGACCAAUCGGGAGGGAGGAGCACUAGACGAGGCCCAAAGCCACCUUGACAACGAUCGCUACAAGUGUUCCCGCUGCACCACUUUCUUCUGCCGCUUCAAGAAAGACCUCAAAGAGCAUGAGAACAAAGUCCACGGAAUCCCAACAGUGGCUUACAAAUACCAAUCGCGCAUCCGGGAGGAUCGCUACCAAUGCUCUGAGUGUGACUUUGUGUGCAAAUUUCAACGGUCCUUAAGAAUGCAUGAACGUUAUGAACACCCCAAAGAAGUCAAGAUUCCAGAGAAAGUGAAGAAGGAGAAGAAAAUCGCCGAAGAUCGCUACCGCUGUGGUGACUGUGACUUUAGCUGUAAGUUCAAAGGUCAAAUGAAAGCUCAUCGGAACAAGAAUCACAAGAAGGAACGACCGCCGCGGGUUGUGCGAGAACAGCAGUGCGAGUUCUGCCAUAAGUUCAUACAAGGUACCAUGCACCACUACAAGAGACACUUGAAGACCCACACCGGGGAUAAACCCUACAAAUGCUCCAUCUGCGAGGCCGUCUUCGGUGAUCAGAGUAGACUGAAUGCUCAUGCGCCAAUCCACCGCGAGGAGCGCAACUACCUCUGUGAUCAAUGCGGGAAAGCAUUCAAACGCGCCAUCAACCUCCGCAUGCAUCGCAAGGUUCAUCUUGUAGUGCGCCCUCACGGUUGCACUUUAUGUAAUUAUCGUUGUAAACGCCAUGACACCCUGAAUCUUCACAUGAAGAGGAAGCACCUGAAAAUCCGGCCGAUUCUCUGCGACACUUGCGGAAAGAAGUUCUUCAGCGAGAAAGAGUGUCAGCUUCACGCGGCUCGGAAACACCUGCCCCGUCCGACGCCAUUCCAGUGCACAUUCUGCACGGCGGCGUUCCCGUUUGCGUAUAAUCUACGUGCGCAUAUGAAGAAACAUCCAGAGCACAAGCCCUUCAGGUGUGAGUUCUGUAGCUUUGAGUCCAGAUCAAAGGCGAGUCUUCAAGACCAUGAAAAGAUGCAUACAGGCGAGAAACAGAAGAAAUGCGAGUUGUGCGACUACACCACCAGCACCAGCAGCAACCUGUACAAACAUCGCAAACGCCAACACGGCAUCAUGAACAGUUCUCGUACCAAAACACCCCGCGCUCGCCCCGUAGAAAGACACCCCUCGCUAAACCCACCCAUCGUCCUCCACGAGACCGCGCAACGAUCCCUACCGAAUACACCUCAGCCGAUAAUGCUACCAAACACCGACGGUCACCCUCAUCUACACCAAGCUCAGCACCAGGGGUCCCAAAUGACCUCCAGAGUUCAAGGGUCAACGUCAGCUCCACCUGCCCUCAAAACCCUUAGCGUCUAUGACGACGUCGAUUUCAAAGAUCGUCGACAGAUCAUCUACGCCCGGGAGAAGUCUCUGAUUGGGUCGGUGAUUACGGAGGCGUUAGCUGAAGCGAGACAUGCCGUGCAGAGUGAGCUCUAUAGCGGUCAUUUGAUCCCGUCAACAAUGGCUGCUUCAGGACUCUCCCACCCGCCGCUGCCCGUCGCGACGACCAUGACGCCCUCGCAUGGCGGGAUGGUACCGGCCGAGACGAUUAUUCACGGCGGGAUACCAACGAGUGUCAGCAGUGGAAUGACUUCGCCAGGGGCCACCAGCAUGUUUAGCAAUAUGAUGAAUCUACAUUAUUGAUAUGCAUCAUUAGUAAUUAUACACUCAUGAAUAUGCAUGAUUUGAGAUGUGCACAGCCACAACCAUGAAUACACUCGAUACCAAAUACAGGGCUAGCGUUUUUUGUGAAAUCGUUGGCUCGGAGAUAUUUUCACUCGUCGGGGGCCAGCGGGCCACUGUUCAUUUCGACCCCUGACAACAGAUGAAUAUUGAGUAACUCUUUGCAGAUCUUGUAUUCCACAAACUCCUGACUUUUUAUUCAUCGUUGACACAGCAAUUGUUAAUUGUUCCCAUUCAUUGACAUAACUUCUACAUCAGUGGUUUUCAAAUAUGGACAAAAACAAGUGAUUAUGGCUGUGUACUAGUCAUAGAAUAUGCAAAUUAAUUAAAAUUUACCCUUUUUUUUUUAGUUGGAUGGGUAGUGCAAAACUGUGGUUUUUUUUUUAAUGAAAAAUGCAAUGAAUUUUAAUCAACUGCCAGAAUUUAAACUAAUUAUUGUUUUUUUGAUAUCUACUGAUUUAGUAUUUUUAUGAAACACUUAAACCUCUUUGGCAACUAGGCAACCUUACUGGACAAAUCUUGGGAAUUUUUAUUCACCUCACUCUAAAAAUUAAUGGCAACAAAAACUUUUUGUUUAAAUAAAAGCCUGCAGCAGCUUUCAAUUGAUAGCAUUUUGAG